GUCCCUCGUUUCGGAAUUCCCUCGAGACCCGCAGGCGAAGUUUCCCAGCCAUUCCCGUCUCGAACCAUCAAAGCAGCCACUCCCGCCCAAUCGCCUGGCAAUCCGUAAGCUCAGGCAUUUUGCCACGAGCUUGCAGGGUGUGUUUCAAUAUCUAACGACUUUCCAGAGUGGCCCCAUGUGAGAUCCGACGCGGUCUCCAUAAUUCAUUCCUUUAGCAGAAUUGACUAGCCAGCGACAAAAAUGUGCUAUGGCAAUAACAGAGAUCACAAAACGAAGGAGUGCCCCGCAGCAGACAACCGACGGAGCAGUUGACAUUGUCGCCAUUCAUGACCUGAAUGAAGAUGGGGUCCAGACUUGGACAGACCCGAAGUCGCAAGUUCUUUGGUUGAGGGACCUACUACCGGACAAGCUGCACCACUUUCGAGUGUUGCUCUACAACUAUAACUCAGAGGCCUUCACAUCACCAGGUGCAUGCUCUUCGAACCCACUCCUUACCCAGGCAACAAGCCUUGUGGCCGAAUUGUGCGCCGAUCGCGAGCUAGAGGAUGCCUUUGAUCGCCCCAUCAUCUUCGUCUGUCAUGGCUUCGGAGGUCUUUUAGCCAAACGGGCCUUAGCAUACUCUAGCUCAAGGGAAGCCAAAGCUAUUGAACACCAAAGAUCAAUAUACACGUGCACAUACGGCAUCCUAUUCUUUGGAACACCUCAUAAUGGCAUCAGUGCAGACAGUGUCCUAGCACAAAGCCAUCCGAGUUCUGGGCCGACUCAUUUUAUGCUCAACCUGCGCAAGGGAUCCGAGAUGUUGAAUGAGAUAAAUGACCAGUUCGCGCCGUUGAUGAAGCAGUUCUCAAUAUUCAAUUAUUGGGAAGAAUUGGAAACCAAGCAUGGAAACCGCAGAUUCUAUGUCGUUGACCAGGACUCCGCGGCUCCUGCGUGGGACAAUGUUGAGAAAUGCGGUAUCAUGGCAACCCACUCUACGAUGAUCAAGUUUCCAAGUAUUUCAGACCGCAGAUUCCGACCGGUUCUCGAAGCGCUCACACGUUAUGCCAGACGCGCACCCGCGCUGGUCAAGUCACGGUGGAUAAAAGAUGCGGAGCUGAUCGAUCGGAAACGCCAGCAGGAGGUAGAGGAGUUGUUACACGUUCAACGUCAUCACCUGCUUCAAGCGGACUCCUAUCCGUCAGAUUACAACCAAUGGUGCGUUUGUCGUCGAAAGCCUGAUCCUUAUUUCACUGGGCGGGAAAAGCACUUGAUAGAGGUGAAGAACAUGCUCGGUCCCAUCCGAAAGCAUGGUGAUCAAACCAGCACUAAAGUCUUGGUAAUCUACGGCUUGGGAGGCUCCGGAAAAACUCAGUUCUGUCUAAAAUAUGUUGAGGACAACAAGCAGAGGUACUGGGGAGUUUUCUGGAUCGACGCUAGCAGCGAAAAGACGGUCGAAUCUGAAUACGCCGUCAUAGGUACACAAGCAGGACGAGGCACUACGAUGGCUUCGACACUCCAUUGGCUAUCGCAAUGCAGGCAACCGUGGCUCCUGAUCUUGGACAAUGCAGACGAUCCAGAGUCGGAUAUAUCCGCUUACUACCCGAGCCAAGGUAACGGCCAUGUUAUAGUGACAACUCGUAAUCCUAAUGCCGUCGAACAUGCUACAGUCGGCCAUAUCAGAUUCCGCGGUAUGGAACCCCAUGAAGCUGUAACUCUUCUUUUGAAGGCCGCAUACCCGAAGCAACACCGGAGUUCAAACAUGGCCAGCCCAACUAGCCCUAAGAAAUGGCACCUUGCUGAGGGUAUUGCGGUCGAACUAGGAUACCUGCCCCUCGCAAUACAGCAUGCCGGCGCAACUAUUCGCCGCAAUAUCUAUACACUGGAGAGAUACUUGACGUACUACCUACCGCAUCGGAAAUACAUGCUGAGUCGCUCAAGCGAGAAGAGCGUGGACGAAUUGAACAUUACUAGUACUUGGGAAAUUCCGUUUGAGAAGGUUGUUAGUCGAGGUUCGUUGGAGCACAGAGACGCAGUCGACUUGAUGCACCUGUUCGCUUUCAUGCACCACGAAACAAUCCCAGAGCGCAUUUUCCAGAGAUCCUGGUAUGAGUUGAGGUAUUCGAAGUAUGCGCCCAAACGGCUCCCUGACAUUCUCCCGCCCGUAUGGAGUGAGGCAGAGCAAGCCAGAUUUCGAAGAGCAAUAAGAGUCCUAUGCGACUAUUCAAUAAUCGAAUACGAGCCAACCCAAGGUUCAUGCACCAUCCAUCCAGUCGUCCACGAUUGGGCACGGGACAGGCUUGCAUAUGAACAACAGACGCAUUGGCUGCAGUGCACCAUGGCGAUACUGGCCCAAUGCAUAUCACCAAACUUGGAGGCAUCAGGGCGACAAUUUCGAGCCCUUCUUCUGCCGCACAUAAACUCGUGCCUCAAGCUACACAAACAUCAAAACCCUCGAAAGUCCGAAACUCUGAAAACUGCUGCCGAGUUAGAGAGAUUUGCUUGGGUGUACGCCGAACAAGGUCAGUGGAAACACGCGAGCCAUCUUCAAGAAAUAGUCAUUCGCAUUCGGAAGAAGAAGUUGGGAAGCCGACAUGAAGACACCAUUCGUGCCCAACGUAGCUUGGCGCAAUCACGUUGGAAUCUGUUCGAGAUCAGGUCCACUAUAGAACUCCAAAGAGGGAUAAUGAACGUACUGCGCUGGCGUCGUCCGCAUCUUUCUGACUGGGCGGCCUGGCCAAUAUGGAAGCCAAGACACAUUCCAUACUGUCUUGCCUUGAGCGACAUCAGCCUUACUUUGUGGCUUGCAGGUUUGAGAGAUCUCUCGAAAAUGGCCGGGGAGGGAGCGGUAGACGGGUUGAAAAUGCGGCUUGGGCCAGAAGACCCAAUGACCCUGACAGCUAUGUUCAACCUGGCUCGUACAUACCUCCAUCUUCGUGAGUUCUCGAAAUGUAGGGAACUUCUAGUCUGGGUAAUCAAGUACCAGAAACGAUUCUUCGGACUCAACCACCCGGACACGCUGAUGACGAGGAACGAGCUUGGGAUACUACUAUGUGAAACGAAGCGAAAUCUUAGUGCCGCACAACGGCUAGUGGAAAAUGUGCUGAAUGCAAGAAAGAAGAUCCUGGGAGAGGAACAUGCGUACACAUUAUGGUCCAUCAACGACCUUUCAAAGGUAUAUAUUGAGCGGGGCCGUCCAGACAAAGCUGUGGCCUUGCUUGAGAGCGUCGUCCCGGUCGUAAAACGGACACUAGGGCCACACCAUGUUGGCAUGGCCAUGACAAGAUCGAACCUGGGAAAAGCGUAUGUGGAGUCCGGUAAAUGGAAGGAAGCGGAAGAGACCGUGCGUCCAUUGCUUACAGUCAUGCCUUCUCAUAUGGUAGGAACUCCCGACUGGAUUUAUCAAAUGUAUGGCUACGCCUACAUACAGUUCAAGCUCGGGAACCUGCAGGAGGCGGAGAAGUACUGCGUCGAUGUCUUGGAUAAAGUAACGAGAAAAAGGCCUCUAUUGAACAGGCUACCAUGGCAGAAUGCAGCCCCCCUCACGGAUCCAUAUCUCAUCAAGACAGGUAGGAUGCUCGUGAGCAUCUACCGUCACCAGGGACAGGAGGAAAAGAUUGCCGCCAUCAGGAUAAAGUUGCCAGUCGCUGAAUUAAACGUAACGGAUCCUUUAUAUGUUCUCUGAAGUUAUAACUCGUACGUUGGAGGCUCGGUAGCACGAAGAGAUGCGAUAGUGAUGGCAAUUCGUCUUCGCAUAGGAGGACAUUACUGGCAUAUAGGUUAGCAGAAUAAUCUUAACACCUAAUAUUACACUCC
This is a messenger RNA of Westerdykella ornata, 3792 nucleotides long. RefSeq lists its product as uncharacterized. The transcript has 3 exons. Bases 248 to 3661 code for a protein of 1137 amino acids. NCBI's taxonomy places the organism in Eukaryota, Fungi, Ascomycota, Dothideomycetes, Pleosporales, Sporormiaceae. The record is from RefSeq and is a predicted model, not a curated record. Gene Ontology annotation, molecular function: ADP binding; protein binding.